ACGUCGAUGCAUGUGCGUGUGGCCAUGUGUUUAUUGUUCGUUCAUUCACAUGCAUCUGAAGAUUCAAAAUUCUAAUAUGUAUCCAUAUAGUUCUAUAAUUUACAAAUAUUGUUGCAAAUAAUAAUCUUCCUAAAAAUCUUUGAUAUUCGUCAAUUUUUUGGAUAAAUUCUUCCAUUUUAAGGUCACAAAAUGGGAAAAUUGAACGUGACUGUUCUUCGCUACCUCACGAAAGAAGACUUUCGUAUUUUGACUGGGGUUGAGAUGGGAAUGAAAAACCACGAGUUGGUACCUGCAGCUCUUGUUGCAAGCAUCGCGAAUCUUCGGCAUGGCGGAGCGCACAAAGUAAUGAAAGAGCUUUGUAAGCACCGACUUCUCACCUAUGAACGUGGAAAGCACUAUGAUGGGUAUCGCUUAACAAACCAGGGAUAUGAUUACUUGGCUUUGAAGACACUCAGCAUGAGAAAUGUUAUCACAUCCUUUGGAAAUCAGAUUGGGACGGGAAAGGAAUCUAAUAUCUAUGUUGUUGGCAAUGAGGAGCAAGAAACGUUGUGCUUGAAAAUCCACAGGCUGGGAAGAAUUUGCUUUAGAAAAAUCAAAGAAAAGCGAGACUACCACAAACACAGAAAAUCUGUUUCGUGGAUUUAUCUAUCAAGAAUUUCUGCUAUGAAAGAGUUUGCCUACAUGAAGGUUUUGCACGACAGAGGUUUUCCUGUUCCAAAGCCAAUUGAUUUCAGUCGCCACUGUAUUGUGAUGCAGCUAAUUGAAGGCACCCCAAUGUGUCAAGUGGCAGAGGUUGCUGACGUGGAAGGGCUCUAUGACGACUUGAUGAACUUGAUUGUAAAAUUGGCCAAUCACGGAGUAAUCCAUGGUGAUUUCAACGAGUUCAACAUCAUGAUCACACAAGAUGGCAAACCCAUCAUAAUCGACUUUCCGCAGAUGGUCUCCACCUCGCAUGCAGAAGCUAAAAUGUUCUUCGAAAGAGAUGUGAAUUGCAUCAGGGAUUUUUUCAAAAAGAGAUUCGCAUACGAGAGCCUUCUUCAUCCCUCCUUUGAAGACGUUAUUAGGGAGGAAAGCUUGGAUGUUGAAGUAUUUGCCAGUGGGUUUACAAAGCAGAUGAAAAAAGAUUUGGAUGUUCAAAUGGGCUUGGAUGAAGAUGAGGAAGAUGAAGACGAACCGGAGGAGCAGGUCGAUCUGUCAAACCUCAAGCUUCAAGAUGAAGAUCUACUUGCUAGAGAAAUCGAGCUUCCCAAAUUGCAAAUAAGUUUAGAGGAUAAAGUGGUAACAGCAGAGGAAAAUAUCAUCGCAGCUCCUUCUGAGGCAAUUGCAGCUCUAAUAGAUUUCCCUGAGCGAGAUAAAACUUCAGAGGAAAACUUUGAUUUAGAUGAGACAGACUUUCCAGAUGAGCUUGAAAUACCAAGAGGCAGAGGCCCUUCAAGCGAUAUGUGUAGUGUGACUACAACAUCUACAAUUGCGCCUGAGGUAAUAAGGGCCAGGGUGAAGAAGAUGAUCACCAGGCAAAGCAGUGAGGCUGCAAAGCGGAGGAUGAAGGCCAAAGGUGAAGCCAGCGCUACCACUAGAAGCCGCAGAGAUAAUGCUUCGACUAUUAAGGACAGUUCUGGUAUUUGGGGAUGGGAGUGAAGAGUGAAUCAAUUAAAAUUAAAUUAACUUUGAUUAACACAA
Messenger RNA from Neocloeon triangulifer, 1680 nucleotides. It is a transcript of the gene RIOK2, whose product is annotated as serine/threonine-protein kinase RIO2. Gene Ontology annotation, biological process: maturation of SSU-rRNA; protein phosphorylation. The transcript has 6 exons. The record is from RefSeq and is a predicted model, not a curated record. NCBI's taxonomy places the organism in Eukaryota, Metazoa, Arthropoda, Insecta, Ephemeroptera, Baetidae. Gene Ontology annotation, cellular component: preribosome, small subunit precursor; nucleus; cytosol. The coding region runs from base 190 to 1638 and encodes 482 amino acids. Gene Ontology annotation, molecular function: protein serine/threonine kinase activity; ATP binding.